Dermacentor silvarum is the source of this 1893-nucleotide messenger RNA. RefSeq lists its product as uncharacterized. The transcript is spliced from 6 exons. The record is from RefSeq and is a predicted model, not a curated record. Bases 131 to 907 code for a protein of 258 amino acids. NCBI's taxonomy places the organism in Eukaryota, Metazoa, Arthropoda, Arachnida, Ixodida, Ixodidae.
GGCGUAAUGGUGCAAGGUGUGUUCGCAGUGCGGCUGUCAAGCUGCGCUCAUCGACUGGCCUUAAUGGAAGAAGCAGUAUGAUGUUUGGACCAGGAUUUACGAGGCUGCGCACGAUGCUCUUGUCGCUCAAAUGAGAUUGAUGGCUGGGGAUUCAUUCAUCCUGUUUUUUGGCCUGACAUUAGUGAACACGGGCGAUCACUUUCCCGCCGACAAGACCGCUUACGUGAUUAAGGGCAUCACCUCGAAUGUGAACCUCGUCAUCGUGAGAAGCGAUAACGUGGAAACAGAAGCUUGCGACCCGCAACCAUUGAGCGUGUGGCAGCCCGUGCGAGGCUGUCCCAUUAAAACGCCCUCGACGAUUAGCCACAGCAAGCUCAUCCUGAUGAAUUUGACCAGUUUGAAAGGAACCAUCGUGGCCAUGUCGUCGAACAUGGCGCUGAAGGUAUACAACAUCGUUGCUAACAGCAACAUGGGCGCCCAAUACCUGAGUCACAGAAACUCAAGCGAAGACGACGUGAGCGGACGCAUCGCGUGCUCAGCUAAGAUGCUGUGCAUCGCAGAGGUGUGCAACCUCACUGGAUGGGAGGAAAAUGACGCCGUUGAGGAGGAGCCAAAUGGCGCCCGUUACGAGAACCACACGAGCGCACAGAACGGGAUCAUUAUACGUACGUACGAGACUCAAUCGACGAUUUUACACGCGAUCAAGAAUGUCGUAAUGGAUAUGCCGAAGGACACCGAAGCCAUAUUGGGAUGGACUUUGGUUGACAUGAACUUUGAAGACAGUGUCGGUCGGAAGUGCCCACUGUACACCGAGUCGACGGAUGCUUUCGCGAGGACUAAAGCUGUGCGUCGUGAAUUAGGCAAACAACACCGAUACGCCCUGCGAAAGCUGCUAGAACCUUACUGACUAUAGAGAGAUGUUUCAAGCAGGCGAUUGCUUUGCAACGUGUCUUUAAAUAUCAAGUUCCGUAUGUCCAUCUGUUGUCUCCAGCAAACCCUAAGGUGGAAUUAUUGAAACAGUGUGGUUUGAUAGAUAUAAACGUUGAUACACUAUAUUCUGUCUGUUUGACCGCUUGCGCCAGGAAAGUCUGAUUGCAAUUUUUUAAGCAGUGUGAAAAACGAACUAUAUAAUAUCAGGACCAUGUUUAGAGGGGGAGCGCGUCGUCUUCGCUGUGGUUAUUUAUCUUCAAAAAUUUAACCCGUUUUAUUUAUUCACGUCUUAAAUAUGUGCAUGAUCUACCAGACGACAGGUUGCGCAAGAUGACCGCAGCUACAGCGAACAGGCUGUACCCUAAUGAGAAAAUAAAAGAAAUAAUCAGACCUUUUUUUUUUCUUUUUUCUUGGCCAAGGCGUAGUCAUAGGUCUUGCGCUGAGUACAAACAAGUAUGCAUGGAGCAUACUAAUAAACAUUUGUAGCCAAGCUUUUGCAAAUUUUGCAAUAACUUUCCAUAGCUUUGUCGCCGCUCUCUUAGAAAAGGACCCCCCGAAAAUGGAUGAAAAAGUUCGGUGAUACAAGACUCAUCAUCGUCUUCAUGUGCAUGAAUUUAUUUAAACCCUAAGGGCCCGUUUCUGGGUAUCAGGGAAUGAGUAUUAGGGACCAAAGAGCAAAAAUAGAUCGGAACAUGGUUGCAUGCACGUUUACAUCGACUAGAAAUUUAAUAAAACACUUGUAAAUGAAUGAAACGAACGUAAUAUAUGCCAAGAUAUUGAAGAUUGGGUGGUUAGAUGAGCAGACAAUAGCUUCUAGAACUACAGGGAGUCACGUUCGUUAACAAUCGGUUCUUGUAGCCUGUUCCAUACUUCAGUUGCUCUUAAUAGCAAAAAAGAUUUGUUUAAACUAUUCGUCGAACCGUGUAAAUGCUGUACAUGACGUGAGUUGAAAAUCCAGUCUGC